CCCACAGGGCUGAUGUUCGGUGUUUCGCCCGACGCUGACAGCAACCAGGAAACUUUGAGCUGUCAAAAAAAAGCAGUACAGCUCUGGAUAGACUAUACAUAUAGGAAUUAGCCCUGGAUAAAAUAUAAAGUUAAGGUAGCGAGAACACGCGGUGCCAUUACUAUAAAAUACUACAGCAUGUCAGGAGAGGCGAAAUUCGUGAGUCCCUUCCCCAGACCCCGGUGUCUGUCUGCAGCUGCGCCCGCUGGAAAAGCAAAACUAACUCACCCGGGUAAAGCCAUUUUAGCAGGUGGAAUCGCAGGAGGGAUUGAAAUCUGCAUCACAUUCCCGACAGAGUAUGUGAAGACCCAGUUGCAGUUAGACGAGAAGGCGAACCCACCACGUUACAGAGGAAUCGUUGAUUGCGUGAGGCAGACAGUGCAGGGUCAUGGGGUGAAAGGUCUGUACAGGGGCCUCAGCUCGCUACUCUACGGCUCCAUCCCCAAAGCCGCUGUAAGGUUCGGUAUGUUUGAGUUCCUCAGUAACAAGAUGAGGGACGAGUCUGGGAAGCUGGACAGCACCCGAGGCCUGAUCUGCGGUCUGGGCGCUGGAGUAGCCGAGGCCAUAGUUGUAGUGUGUCCUAUGGAGACGAUAAAGGUUAAAUUUAUUCAUGAUCAGACCUCAGCGAACCCCAAGUACCGUGGCUUUUUCCAUGGCGUGAGGGAAAUAGUCAGAACACAAGGACUUGGUGGAACAUAUCAGGGAUUGACAGCAACAAUAUUGAAGCAAGGAUCAAACCAGGCUAUUCGCUUCUUCGUUAUGACCUCCUUGAGAAACUGGUACAAAGGUGACAACCCUAACAAACCCAUAAACCCUCUGGUGACCGGUGUUUUUGGAGCCACAGCCGGGGCUGCCAGUGUGUUUGGAAACACGCCUCUUGAUGUAAUUAAGACUCGAAUGCAGGGCCUGGAGGCGCACAAAUAUAAGAACACUGUGGACUGUGCCUUGAAGAUUAUGAAACAUGAAGGACCAGCAGCGUUUUACAAAGGUACUAUUCCGAGACUUGGGCGUGUGUGCUUGGACGUGGCUAUCGUGUUCGUGAUCUAUGAAGAGGUGGUGAAGGCUCUUAACAUGGUGUGGAAGACAGAUUAAUGCUGAGAGUGCAGCAAAAAAGGCAGCUCAUGGAACACGACCAGACCUUCACAUCAUCACAGUGUCAUGGGGAAAGUGAGACACAAUGUCACUAGGGCAAAGCAACGUGAACGUGUUUAAGUUCUCUUAUGUAAUUAAGACCAAGAUAAAAAAAAGUUUCCCCCAAAAAUGUGAUGUAUAAAAAUACUUGAACAAUUAGUCGAAGAGGAAAAAACAAACAUUUAUUACUCCAUGGUAAGGGUUCAGUAAUGGAGUCUUUGAAAAGCCAAAUGUUUAUAAUGUCGCGGUAUAAAACUUUUAACAUAAUUUUUUUUAGUGUCAUUUGUUUAUAGUAUUUCAGCCGUAUUUUAUUUUACAUUUCUAACUGACAACUGAAAAUGAUCAUGAAUCUGAUUACUUUGCCAUAGUGUUUAUUUUCUGAUCGGUUGGUGUUAUCUCAUGUAAAGACACUAAAUGUAUAUGCAGUGGCGGGGAUAAAAAAAAAAAAAAUUAUUAAUUGCACAGGAGUGCAGCAUGUGUUACAGCCUUGAAAAAAGUUUGUUAAGGAGGUUUAAUCUAAAAAUGACAAAAAUAAUAAUUAUUAUUAUAACAACAACAAAAUGAGUAAUAAUUAAUGAAAGUUAAUAAUAAUGCAAUAUAAUAAUGCUAAUGCGUUUACUUCAUAAUUAGCAUUGUAAAAGUGUAAUUACACUUAAAACUUAUUCAUGCAACGAAGACAACAACAAUAAUAAUAAUAAUAUCUGAUCCAAUUUGAGCACUAUAAGCUAGAAUGAGUUUUCUGUGGAGUUAUACUGUAGUCUGAGUGAUUUUUUUUUUUUUUUUUUUGAUCAGGUUAAGAUAAUAUGAUUUGAUUCCUAAAGUGUUUGCUCUAAUAUUUCUUAUUUAUUAUUUAUCUCCAAGUACUGACAAGUUCUUGGCGCCAAAGACGCACAGAACAUUGAACCCUCCUGAGACACCACCAAAGCCUUUACCUCCCAGAAACACACAUUCCUCAGUAUCUCCAGUAAAUACUUGCACUUUCAAAACCUUAAUGGAUUUGGAACUAAUUUAAGAGAAUUAAUGAAUUUACUUUAAGUGCCUGACCAGUAUUUACUAGUGCUCAUGAUCAGUAUGUAGCAUUUCUCAUAAACUUUUGACAGGAACAAUGAUGCCAAGUUUUCUUUCUUUUUUAAUUUUUUUAAUUUGACAUUUUUGUUUUGUUGAUACCCUGAACAACAAUCUAAAUGCAACCUAGGGGACUAUUAGUGGUGCUGUUAGCUAGUGUGGGGUCAUGUUCUGUCAAUGUUAGAUUUGUGUGUGCUACAGAAUGUUUUCAUUUUGUAAUAUUAUUAAUGCUAAAAAUGAUAAAAAGUGAUAUGAUGUGAUAAAGCUGUCCCAAAAUGGUUGGUUUGAAAAGCUGGAUCUGAAAUUGCCUUAAAUUGUUCCUUUUUGAGUGCCAUCGUCAGAUUUAUCACUUUUCCUACCUCAGGAAAUUCCCCCAAAAUCCACAGUGUCAAGAGGGAAACAUUAGGUGUAAAGAAACUGUCUCUGUCUCGGUGUCUCCCUUAUUUACAUUGCAUAUGUAAUACACUAUAUACACAUGAUAUGGAUUGAAAUAUCUUUGGCAAAUGUAAUGAAAUGCCAUUUUUGUGUCAUGAUGCAAAAGCAAGUGCAGAAAUGUAGAUUUUUGUUGUGUGUGAUAUGGGAGCAUAACACUGUGUUUAGUCUGUACGUAAGAAGAAUAUUUGUGCCUAAUUAAGAUAUGGAUGUCUUCUGUAUUAAAAUGUUUAUACCUUAAAAAAUUGAUGUUGUAUUGAGUGUUAGUGUUUUAUUGUGGUCACUAACUGCUAUUGCUAUUGUACAUCUGGUUCUGUGUGUAUAACUGUAAUGUUUCUGUUCAUGACCCAUCUUUACUUCACCGUUUAGAAGACCAUAUAGUUGGAGUGAUACCAGAUGUCAUGAAUAAUUGUAUCUGAUUAAUUGUGAAAAAGGAAAUACUGAUGGAUAUUACUAGAUCAUAUGUAAUGCUCAUCCAAGACUGAAAACAUUUACACCUUUCUAUUAUAUCGACAAAUUUAUUUUUAAUUCAUCUUACAGUGCCUUUAAAUUAUGUUCUUAAUUUUCAAUAAAUCUUGGUGACUGGA
Messenger RNA from Ictalurus furcatus (blue catfish), 3254 nucleotides. It is a transcript of the gene slc25a1b, whose product is annotated as slc25a1 solute carrier family 25 member 1b. The record is from RefSeq and is a predicted model, not a curated record. The transcript is spliced from 9 exons. Bases 178 to 1131 code for a protein of 317 amino acids. NCBI's taxonomy places the organism in Eukaryota, Metazoa, Chordata, Actinopteri, Siluriformes, Ictaluridae. Gene Ontology annotation, biological process: mitochondrial citrate transmembrane transport.